Triticum turgidum subsp. durum (durum wheat) is the source of this 5769-nucleotide messenger RNA. The record is from the annotation of a GenBank genome assembly. Lineage: Eukaryota; Viridiplantae; Streptophyta; Magnoliopsida; Poales; Poaceae.
AUGGAGGCGCUGAACGAGCUCUGCGACCUGGUGGCCGCGCACCCGGAUCUCCUCCUCGCCGACAAGCUCACCUGGCUCACCUCCCGCUGCGCGCCGCCCGCGUCCCCCGCGUCCCCCGCGCAGCGCGCGACCCGGGCGCACCUCCACUCGCUCCUCGCCCUCGCGCGCCUCCUCCCCGCGGGCGCCGGCCCGCCGGCGGCCCCGCUCCUCGCCUUCCUCGCCUCCCGCGCCUUCCUCGCGCCGGCCUUCUGGCCGCAGUCCUUCGCGCCCGCGCCCUUCCUCGCCAAGCUCCUCCCUCUCCUCGCCGCCGCGCCCGCCUCCCCCGCCCUCUCCUCCGCGCUCUCCGCCGCGCUCCUCGCCGCGCUCGACGCCGCCGACCCCGCCUCCGCGCCGCUCGCCCGGGCCUUCCUCUCCGCCGCGGCCGCCAAGCCCCCGCAGCUCCUCCCCGCCGACACCGCGCCCGUCGCCCAGCGCCUCUUCCUCGAGUUCCCUGGCUCCGACGAGGCCCCGCCCAGGGCCAAGGGGAAGGGGGAGGACGCGGCGGGGGAGCAGAAUGGAGGGAUCAAGGAGGCGGUGCAGAGGUUCGAGGGGGAGCAGAUCGAGGCCCUCGAGCGCAAGGAGGUCGCCUUCAGGCUCAUCGUUCAGAUGCUCGGGGGCGAGGGCGGGCUGGAGGCCAACAAGGUUGCCAAGGUCAGGAAUGCUGCCGCAUGGCAGGUCCGUUCGCUCACGGAUUUUCUCAAGAUUAGGAAGCGGGACUGGAAGGAGCAGGGUGCACAACUGAGGGUGAGGAUAAACACCAAAUUAUCGUGUUGCCAAGCUGCGGUGGUGGUUCUGGUCCGGAGUGUCUCGGUCUUGGACGCUGACAGCAAAGCAUCCAAGGACAUGCUUCAGCAGACUCUUGCUUGGUUCAUCGAAGCCACCAAGUCGUGCAUCCUCUCAUCCUGGCGAAAACUCAAGAUUUGUGAGGAGCUCUUUUGCACUCUGCUCAAUGGGAUCAGCCAGAUAACAGUCUCGCGUGGGGGCCAGCUCCUGCCGGUUCUGCUGAUUCCCUUGAAACCGCUUGUUGUCAGCACAUGUUCGCAGGCUGACAUGACGGGCUGUAGCCCUGGUGCUUUGUUCGAGGCAGUGGUGAAGUUGAGCUGUGAGAUCAUAGAGUUUGGCUGGACAAAGGAUAGGGCUCUAGUUGACACAUUCAUUAUGCGUUUAGCUGCAUAUGUUCGUGAACGGAAUGAUUAUGAGGAAGAGGAUGGUAAAGGAAAAGACACAGUUCCGGUGAUGCGACUUAAUGUAGUACGCCUUCUGGCUGAGUUGUGUGUAUGCUUGAAAAGAUGGGAAGUUGUAGACAUGAUCUUGCCCCUUUUCAUUGAACAUCUAGAGGAGGGUGACGCUUCAGCUCCAAGUUUAUUGCGUCUAAAAUCGUUAGAUGCAAUAUCUCGUGUGGCAUGCUUGGGUUUUGAAAAAUCAUACCGUGAGAGCAUUGUAUUGAUGACAAGAAGCUACCUGGAUAAGGUUAAAGCUGUAGGAGCUGCAGAGAACAACACAUUGCCAUCAGAAGCAACAGCUGAGCGAACAGAGACUCUUCCCGCAGGUUUCUUACUUGUUGCUUCCAACCUCACUAGCACAAAACUCAGAUCUGAUUAUCGUCAUAGGUUGUUGUCCCUGUGCUCUGAUGUGGGGCUAGCCGCUGAAUCUAAAAGUGGGAGGAGUGGUGCUGAUUUGAUGGGCCCGUUACUUCCUGCGGUUGCUGAAAUAUGUUCAGAUUUUGAUCCAGUGUCCUCUGUCGAGCCAUCUCUAUUGAAAUUGUUUCGCAACCUGUGGUUCUAUAUUGUCUUGUUUGGUUUAGCUCCUCCGAUACAGAACAACCAGGCAUCUACAAAACCUGUUUCCACUCCGUUAAACACUGGGGAGAGCUGUGUAGCCCUGCAAGCUGUUGCUGGACCCUACAUGUGGAAUAGCCAAUGGUCUGUAGCAGUGCAACGCAUUGCACAAGGAUCUCCGCCGCUGGUUGUCAGUUCAGUGAAAUGGCUUGAAGAUGAGCUAGAGUUAAAUGCUCUGCAUAAUCCAGGCAGUCGUCGUGGCAAUGGUGAUGAAAAGGCAGCUGUUGGACAGAGAACUGCACUUUCUGCAGCUUUGGGAGGUCGAGUUGAGGUAGCAGCAAUGAGUACAAUUUCAGGAGUUAAAGCUACAUAUCUCCUCGCAGUUGCUUUCCUUGAGAUAUUGCGUUUUAGCGGCAGUGGUGGCAUACUUUCAGCUACAUUGAAUAAAUCAAAUAGUUCGUUCGGUUGUGUGUUUGAGUAUCUGCUUACUCCCAACUUGACACCAGCAGUAACUCAGUGUUUGACGGCAGUUGUGCACAGAGCUUUUGAAACAAUGUUGUCAUGGCUGGAGGAACGUACGUCUGACAUAGGCGAAGAAUCUAAUGUGAGAGAAUCUGUUCUUUCCGUUCAUGCUGGCUUCCUUAUAAAGAGCAUGUCACAAAGGGAUGAACAUGUUCGUGAUCUGAGUGUUAAGUUGUUAACUCAGCUAAAGGAAAAAUUUCCACAGGUUCUGUGGAACUCCUCAUGCUUGGAUUUACUUCUAAUAUCUGUUCAUAAUGAGUUGACUUCUGGUCCUGUCAGUGAUCCUGCUUGGGUUGCCACUAUACGCUCACUAUAUCAGAAGAUUGCUAGGGAAUGGAUAACAAGUGCUCUUUCAUAUGCUCCAUGUACCACUCAAGGCCUAAUACAGGAAAACUUUUGCAAGCCGAGUGGUGCACAAAGAACGCAGCAUACGGCAGAUGUUGUCUCACUUUUAUCCGAGAUACGUAUUUGUAUUGGAAAGAAUGAUUGGAAUGGCAUCAGGACUGCUAAUAUCCCAGCAGUUAUGGAUUCUGCUGCAGCAGCAUCAGGAGCGAGAAAAGAAGCACCUGACAUCACCCUGGAAGUAUUGUCAACUGCAGUAGUGAGUGCAACUGUGAAAUGUAACCAUGCAGGGGAGAUUGCUGGUAUGAGAAGGCUGUUCAGUACUAUGGGCGGCUUAAACAUGGGUGUGUCUCCUGGUACACAGUCUGGGCAGGCCCCACAGUCAUUUGAUGAAGUUUUUCUGUCCAAAUUUGUUCGGCUUCUUCAGGACUUUGUUGUUACGGCGGAAAAACAACCAAUAGAUAAUUCACAAUUUCGUGAAACUUGUUCUCAGGCUACAGCAUUACUUCUUGAUCAUCUGGUAUCUGAUUCUCGAACGAAUCUGGAAGGGUUUUCUCAGCUUAUACGACUUCUAUGCUGGUGCCCUGCUUAUAUUUCUACCCCUGAUGCAAUGGAGACUGGAAUUUAUAUCUGGACAUGGCUAGUUUCUGCAGCACCUUCUUUAGGUCCUCUUGUGCUUGCGGAACUUGUUGAUGCAUGGCUGUGGACAAUGGAUACAAAACGUGGUUUGUUUGCAUCUGAUAUGAAGUACUGUGGGCCUGAUGCAAAAUUGAGGCCACAUCUUAUUGCUGGUGAACCUGAGGCACCACCAGAAAAGGAUCCAGUUGAAGCAAUAAUUGCCCAUAGGCUCUGGCUUGGCUUCUUUAUUGAUCGCUUUGAGGUGGUUCGGCAUGAUAGCAUUGAGCAACUUCUACUUCUAGGCCGUAUGCUGCAAGGGAUGAUGAAGUCUCCAACUCAUUUUUCUCACCAUCCUGCUGCUACUGGCACUUUCUUUACCGCGAUGCAACUUGGUCUGAACUUUUGCUUGUGCCAGGAUCAAUUUAACUUGCAGAAAUGUAAUAUGGGGCUUCAGUUGUUAGAGGACAGAGUAUACCGUGCUGCUUUGGGAUGGUUUGCUUAUGCACCUGAAUUUUAUGAGUCUCCAAACAAAAGUUUUGCUCAGAGAGAGGCCCAGUCUGUUUCAAUAUUUGUGCACAAUCUGCAAAAUACCAGUUCCACUGAUUCUGGUUCGAAGCCACAGGGACGUGAAGGUGAACUUAACACGGCGGAUCAGAUCCACCCAGUGUGGGGUUCUGUGGAUAACUAUGCAACUGCGAAAGAAAAGCGCAAGCAAUUACUUUUGAUGCUUUCUCAGAAUGAGGCGGACAGGCUUGAAGUCUGGGCACAACCAAUAAACACAAAAGACACGUCAACAUUUCGUGGCAAAAUUAGCUCAGACAAAUGGAUUGAUCACUGCAGAACUGCUUUUGCUGUUGAUCCUCGAAUUGCACUCUCUAUGCCUAUGAGGUUUCCGACAAAUGCAACAUUGCAGUCUGAAAUUACUCAGUUGGUACAGACACACAUACUGGAGCUCCGUACAAUUCCUGAAGCAUUACCGUUUUUCAUCACUCCAAAGGCAGUGGACGAAAACUCAGCACUGUUACAGCAACUUCCACACUGGGCUCCGUGUUCUGUUACGCAGGCAUUGGAGUUUUUUACCUCUCCUUAUAAAGGACAUCCCCGUGUUAUGGCAUAUGUUCUUCGUGUCAUGGAGACUUAUCCACCUGAGACUGUCACCUUUUUUAUGCCACAGUUGGUACAGUCUCUCAGAUACGAUGAUGGGAAAUUAGUUGAAGGAUACUUGCUUGGAGCUGCUCGAAGAAGUAAUAUAUUUGCUCACAUCUUAAUAUGGCAUCUGCAGGGGGAAUGUGAGGAAGAUGACAAUGAAAAGGAAGGAGCUGCCCCAAAGCCCAAUGCAUUCCAGUCCUUGCUUCCUGCUGUUAGGGAGAAAAUUGUUGACGGUUUCACUCAGGAAGCUCGGGACAUGUUUGAAAGAGAGUUUGAUUUUUUUGACAAGGUCACCUCAAUUUCUGGUGUUCUUUUCCCUCUCCCCAAGGAAGAGCGAAGAGCUGGUAUUAAAAGGGAGCUGGAGAAGAUUACUAUUCCAGGUGACGACCUCUAUCUACCUACUGCAACGAACAAGUUAGUACGGGGCAUACAGCUGGACAGUGGUAUUCCUCUCCAGUCUGCCGCAAAAGUUCCAAUAAUGAUUACUUUUAAUGUGAUUGAUCGUGACGGGAACCCAAAUGAUGUAAUGCCACAGGCUUGCAUUUUUAAGGUUGGUGAUGACUGUAGGCAGGAUGUGCUGGCCCUUCAAGUUAUUGCCCUAUUAAGGGACAUAUUUGAAGCAGUCGGAUUAAACCUGUAUCUCUUUCCCUAUGGUGUUUUGCCCACUGGCCCUGAACGAGGCAUAAUUGAGGUUGUCCCAAAUACUCGGAGUAGAAAUCAAAUGGGUGAAACAACUGAUGGUGGUUUAUUAGAAAUAUUUCAGCAAGAUUAUGGCCCUGUAGGGUCACCUUCUUUUGAAGCUGCACGUCAAAUGUUUAUUGUUAGUAGUGCUGGAUAUGCUGUUGCCAGCCUGCUUCUUCAACCGAAGGAUCGGCAUAAUGGCAAUCUUCUCUUUGAUAGCCAGGGGAGACUAGUUCAUAUUGAUUUCGGAUUUAUUUUGGAGAUUUCCCCUGGAGGUAACAUGGGGUUUGAGAGUGCACAUUUCAAGCUAAGCCAUGAGAUGACUCAAUUGCUUGAUCCAUCUGGAACUAUGAAGAGUGACACCUGGAAUCAGUUUCUCAGACUGUGUGUCAAGGGAUACCUAGCGGGAAGGAGACACAUGAAUGGCAUUGUAACUACAGUACAGUUGAUGGUGGACAGUGGACUCCCUUGCUUUAGCAGGGGAGAGCCCAUUGCUAAUCUUCGGAAGCGGUUUCAUCCAGAGAUGAAUGAGCGCGAGGCGGCCAAUUUCAUGGUACGGACAUGUGUUGAUGCCUACAACAAAUGGACCACCGCUGGGUACGAUUUGAUUCAAUACUUGCAGCAAGGUAUUGAGAAAUAG